This is a messenger RNA of Halteromyces radiatus, 825 nucleotides long. Its product is annotated as phosphotransferase KptA/Tpt1. Gene Ontology annotation, biological process: tRNA splicing, via endonucleolytic cleavage and ligation. The coding region runs from base 13 to 624 and encodes 203 amino acids. The transcript has 3 exons. The record is from RefSeq and is a predicted model, not a curated record. Gene Ontology annotation, molecular function: tRNA 2'-phosphotransferase activity. NCBI's taxonomy places the organism in Eukaryota, Fungi, Mucoromycota, Mucoromycetes, Mucorales, Cunninghamellaceae.
CUUCUUGGUACCAUGGCAACUAUGGACCGCAAGGAGGAAGUCCGAAUCUCCAAGCUCUUAUCCUAUAUUCUGCGUCAUGGAGCUGUCAAGGAAAAACUUGCUAUUGAACGAGAUGGGUAUAUCAAGUUAUCCGAUUUGCUUGCACGACCCAAGUUGAAAGGCGUGACAGAGGCACAGAUUCAAUACAUUGUGGCGAACAAUGACAAGCAACGGUUUUUUUUGAAACAAGAUCAUGGUGAUUGGUAUAUUCGAGCAAAUCAAGGCCAUUCAUUACGACAAUUAGAUAGUGUGGACAUGACUCCGCAGCAGACACCUUUGGACACAGUGAUUCAUGGCACCACCCUAGCCAACUGGCACCUGAUCCAACAGUCUGGUUAUAUUUCAAGGAUGAAUCGCAAUCAUAUUCAUUGUGCCAUCGGGUUACCGGAAGAUAAUGGUGUGAUCAGUGGUAUCAGGUCUUCUUCUCAAGUCUUGAUUUAUAUCGAUAUGCAAAAGGCUUUACAAGACGGGAUUCUCUUUUAUCGAUCAGCCAACGAUGUAAUUCUGACUGAUGGGCUGGAUGGCUCUUUAUCUCUCAAGUAUGUUAGUCAAGUCGUGGAUCGUGAUGGAAAAAGUUUAUUAUAGUUACCUUAUCUCGAUUUCCUUUAUAUAUAUAUAUGUAUCGUAUCAUCAUUAGCUCUUUUUUUUUUUUCAUAUGUAUUAUUAGUUUUACCUUCACUCUCUACAUUAUUUGCCCUUUUAUAGUUUCAAUUCAUUCUUCGUUUUUAUAUCAUGAAAUAAAACAUUUACUUUAUUGAAAUGAUAAAUCAUGUAUCAAAAAAAAAA